This is a messenger RNA of Hyposmocoma kahamanoa, 2607 nucleotides long. RefSeq names its product toll-like receptor 6. The transcript has 2 exons. The record is from RefSeq and is a predicted model, not a curated record. Gene Ontology annotation, molecular function: protein binding. Bases 111 to 1886 code for a protein of 591 amino acids. Lineage: Eukaryota; Metazoa; Arthropoda; Insecta; Lepidoptera; Cosmopterigidae. Gene Ontology annotation, cellular component: extracellular matrix.
CGGCCCUCGCGCAACUGCUACGUAUUGUUCACUGUUCGUUCGUUACUUACAGACCUUGCCAUGUGCACGCUCAAAGUUUAUUCCGAUCAUUACUAACUCUUUAGUGCGCAAUGCUGAGAGACGUUUGGCGUGUGUGGAGACCAUCGCGCUGGCCGGGAAGAAACCUCGGUCGGUAUAUGAUACUGCUGGGAUGGGCGGCAAUGCUUCUAGCAAUAGACAGCGAGGGUGCGGAGGUGACGUGCCCGCAAGAGUGCCAGUGCCGCGUGGUGCCUGACCGAGAGGAAGGCAGGGCGCUGCGCGUCGAGUGCACGCGCGGUAACAUGCACACUGUGCCAGUCGACUAUCUGGACCGCAGCGCACAAGUUAUCGUCAUCGCUGCACCCCCGGAAUUUCCUAACUUUCUCACAAUAGGCCCCAUAUUCACUCAACCUACUCCCUUUGCCUAUCUUCGUGAACUUCAUAUCGUCAAUUCAAAUGUUCCUUCUAUUGGCCAGUAUUCCUUUUGGGGCCUUCAAAACUUAAGAGUCUUAAAUUUGACGCACAACAACUUAACUGCUAUAGGAGCUGAUAAUUUUCGGGGGCUCAUAAAUCUCACAGAUUUACAUCUUGACCACAAUAAAAUAGAGCAAAUGCCAAGUGAAACCUUCAGGCACUUGACUUCAUUGAGGACAUUAAUUUUGGCUGACAACGAAAUCACAUCAUUAGUUCCUCGACUUUUUCGAAUGUUAGCUAAGCUCCAGUAUUUAGAUUUGAGCACCAACCCGUUAGAGGAUCUAAAUCCAGAGGUAUUCAAGGACAUACAGCAUUUGAGAGUGUUUAGAUGUAGACGCUGUCUUCUUCGAAGAGUAAACACACAGAUAUAUCACUUAGUGUCACAUUUAGAAACUCUUGAUUUAGGAGAAAAUCUGUUCAAAUACCUAACCUCAGACGAAUUUAUAAGUCUUAAAAAAUUACGUAAAUUAGAACUGGAUGGAAAUCAAUUGUCAGUAGUCGUAGACAACAUGUUUGGAAGGAACCGUGAACUACGAGCGUUGUCCCUAGCACGCAAUCGUCUCGCCCUGCUGGCGCCAGCCGCACUCACCAAUUUAACGAACCUCGCGCACUUGGAUAUAAGUCACAACAAAAUAGACAGGUUUCAUUUACAAACUUUCGCUCCAGUUGUAGAUUCAUUAAAAACUAUUAAUUUCAGUGGUAAUAAUUUACCCCUCAAUGAAAUUGCUAUUCUGCUGCAGAUUUUACCGGAAAUACAUGGCGUUGGACUCGCCAAUUUAUCUUUGGAGGAGAUUCCUUCCAAUUUCUUCAUUUACAAUGAACAUUUGGUGGCUUUGGAUAUAUCUUGGAACAAGUUAACAAAAUUUCCAUAUAAAUUGCUGACAAAGACAAAAUUUUUGCAAAAUCUCGACAUUUCACACAAUAAAUUGCAAACUUUAAAUGAAUUGGAUCUGCAACGAUUGGAAGCGAUAGCGCAAAUAAACCUAUCAAAGAACACCUGGCGUUGCGACCAAUGUUCCGUUGGAACUAUGCUAAUUUAUAUGACAACUACUGUGCUGAAUGGUACGAUACGUCACGCAAAGUGUUAUUCUCCAAUGAGAUUGCAUGGAGUAAGUUUCGGCGAAUUAAGCUUCGACAAGUUGGACCCAUGUCCAAGCACUCAUGAGGCGCAAAUGAGUGUAAUAGCGGGGUUGAUGUUACUGUGUGUAGCGAUGGUGGCAGCGGUGGCUGCAGCGUUGUGUUGCACGCGCCGGCGCGCCGCUCGUUACUAUACUAACGAGGAAAAGAGAAGAGAGCACGAGCAUGAACAUCCGGAUGAGUUGCUUGGACGCACUGAGCUUGGCAGUGUAGCUACCAUUCACGCACCGUAUCAUCUGGUGACAAAGGGUAGCUAACAGCGUGCCCAGCUACCGUGUGAGGUGGUGCCCGCGCCGCCCCCACCACGUGUUGUGCGUAUUGGACACGAACCUUCACUGGCCUCGGUUUCUGCUACGGCUUUCGACGUUGCUUCUUUGCAUUACAUUCCGCCACCCACUGUGCCCCCGACGAUACUUGAAUGUAACGAUUUGUGAUACGAAUAUGAAGACGAUCUAGUGUAAACCAAAGAAAGUAUAUAAAACUGUUUGACACAUACGUAAAUGAAAAAAGAAAAUAUUUUUUUUUUGUAAAGUACGUUUAAGAAAUUACCUUUAUAAUGAACUUAAUACUAACUGUACAAACGUAUGGUUAUAAAAAUAUUUUUUUACAAAUUAAAAUUUGUAUGUAGAUAUUCGAAGUAGUAUUGAAAUCGGGCGUUCAUUAUUGUGUACCUAUGUGUUAGUGAUAAGUUUAAGGAUAGGUAGAUAACAUAAUUAAACAACAUUUAAGCGAUACUUUUAGACCCGAAACAAUAUACAAAACGAACGAUACCAUUGGAGUACAUGCUGGAUCGUAAAACAUAAUCUAAUUACUUACUUAGUUGUAUCUCACCGGGAAUAUUAUGAUGUAAAAUGUAUAAUGAAAUCGUAAAUUACAAUUAUAAGAUAGAUAUCUAAGUAACAGUUACAUAACAGAAACAAAAUAUUUCUUAAAGUUAGUACAGUAAGUAUAAUUAAUUAUCUACUCACUAAGAAUACC